AUGGGGUUGAUGACAAUUCUAAGGAAGAAUCGACAAAAUGAAAAAGAAAUUCGUAUCUUAAUGCUAGGAUUAGAUAACGCAGGCAAAACAACUAUUUUGAAACGUAUCAAUGGUGAACCUAUUGAUACUAUAUCACCUACACUUGGAUUUAACAUCAAAACUUUAGAGCACGAAAAUUACAAGCUCAAUAUUUGGGACGUAGGCGGGCAAAGAUCUAUUCGCUCCUACUGGCGGAACUAUUUUGAGCAGACGGACGCUCUCAUAUGGGUGGUUGACUCUGCUGAUCGACUACGUUUACAAGACUGCAAAACGGAACUUUUUAACCUGCUGUUGAAGGAGGAAAAACUGGCAGGUGCAACAAUUUUAGUAUUAGCAAACAAGCAAGAUCUGGCAGGUAGCUUGUCAGAUCAAGAAAUACGACAAAUGUUAGAGUUGGACUCGAUCAAGGCUUCACAGCAUCAUUGGGCUAUAUUUCCGUGCAGCGCAGUGACAGGGGAUAAUCUGUUGAAAGGCAUGGAUUGGGUAGUGAAUGAUGUAGCUUCAAGAAUUUAUAUGCUUGACUGA
This is a messenger RNA of Mycotypha africana, 564 nucleotides long. Its product is annotated as ADP-ribosylation factor-like protein 2-like protein. The coding region runs from base 1 to 564 and encodes 187 amino acids. Gene Ontology annotation, biological process: protein folding. The transcript is spliced from 3 exons. Gene Ontology annotation, molecular function: GTPase activity; GTP binding. The record is from RefSeq and is a predicted model, not a curated record. Lineage: Eukaryota; Fungi; Mucoromycota; Mucoromycetes; Mucorales; Mycotyphaceae. Gene Ontology annotation, cellular component: microtubule cytoskeleton; cytoplasm.